AUGCAGACACCCCGUCGGGGGUUUACAGUUUCGUCAGGCUCGAAGAUGCCCGAUCUAAUCCAGGACUUGUAUUUGAAAGAGCUUCGAGCAUACAAGCCGCCACCACAGAAGGCAUCCGACGCUGAAGGCCACGUUCAGAAAUUCACUCCUCCGCCGCCUCCGAAGUCUCCAGAAGAGACCAACCUUGCGAGUGAAAUGAAAGAAUACGAGGAACAGGCUGUCGAGAUUGAAGGACAGGGUGCAGCUGGGGAAACGCAGGCGGAAGAAGACUUCUUUGAAGAUAUUGAGGAAGAUGACGACGAACCUGCGCAUCAUUGA
Capronia epimyces CBS 606.96 is the source of this 318-nucleotide messenger RNA. RefSeq names its product F-type H+-transporting ATPase subunit H. Gene Ontology annotation, biological process: proton motive force-driven ATP synthesis. The record is from RefSeq and is a predicted model, not a curated record. The transcript is spliced from 2 exons. Lineage: Eukaryota; Fungi; Ascomycota; Eurotiomycetes; Chaetothyriales; Herpotrichiellaceae. The coding region runs from base 1 to 318 and encodes 105 amino acids.